AUGAACCGUGUCGAAAGCAUUCGUCAGAUCCACGAAGGACAAGCACAGGUGGGUCCGCAUUUCCUAACACUUCUCCUGCAGGUGAAGGGCAGCGAAGCACCUGCCCGUGGUAACGCGGUGAUGGCGGAAGAUGCACUAGUUUUUCGGCAGGAGACAUUGCUGAAGGUGGCUGUUGAUGAGGUUGAGAAGGAUGCGAGCGAAAAUCUUCCCGGUGAUGUUCAGCAAGGAGAUGCCGGAUGGUUGUCGCGGCAUUAG
Spirometra erinaceieuropaei is the source of this 255-nucleotide messenger RNA. The record is from the annotation of a GenBank genome assembly. NCBI's taxonomy places the organism in Eukaryota, Metazoa, Platyhelminthes, Cestoda, Diphyllobothriidea, Diphyllobothriidae.